This is a messenger RNA of Bombus huntii, 3438 nucleotides long. RefSeq names its product ankyrin-1-like. Bases 1 to 1710 code for a protein of 569 amino acids. Gene Ontology annotation, molecular function: protein binding. NCBI's taxonomy places the organism in Eukaryota, Metazoa, Arthropoda, Insecta, Hymenoptera, Apidae. The record is from RefSeq and is a predicted model, not a curated record. The transcript has 3 exons.
AUGACUGCUGCUUAUACAAACGAACUCAUAUCACAGGAACAGAACAUAGAGAAGAAGACAGGCACAGUAGUCAGUAAAGUAGUGCACAACAAGAAAGAACAAGCAACGCGCGAGGAAAGCACCGAAUUUGAUUCUGCAAUGAUGAAGCAUGCAACAAGUGGUCAGGAACAAGAAAAAAUCCUUGUUAAUCAAGAAAAACUGACGCUUUCUACGUCAGAAUUGCUCGAACAGAAAGUUAAAGAUACCGUAGAAUGUAAAAAUAUCGAAGAUGCUGAAUUUCCAGAGAAAAAUGAAAAUACUUCGAUUAGCAUUGAAGAUAAUGAAAAUGCAAAAAAUAUUGAUGAAAUUAGAAACGAAGUGUUGAAAGAUUGUGAUUCAAGUGUACUACUAGAUUCAAAUUCGCUCGUAUCAAUGAAAGUUGAUGCGUUUUUUACUGAGUGUGAUUCUCAAGAUGUAACGUCGGAAACACGUGGAACCGAUUUUUCUUCGGAGGAUAAUUUUAAGUUAGAAGAACUGCAAAACUCUAUCGAUAAUAUUACUAUGGAAACGAGCGAUUUUUCAAACAAUUAUGAAAUUUCUAAUGGAUUGUUAGAAGAUGUGGUUCAUCAAAAAGACGUUGAGGAAAUAUAUGAUCCCGAAAGUGAAUUGAAUUUUCACGAAGCUGUACGUGCUGGGGACGCCAAGUGCGUUGCGGCACUUCUUGCCAGUGACUCUGUACAAAACCUGGACGAACCGGAUUGGAAUGUUUCAGGUGAUCCACCCCUGUUAGUAGCCGCUACGAACCAUUGUUUUCCUAUUCUCAGUUUACUACUUGCGAACGGAUGCGAUCCAGCUGUGCGUUCCCCUCGUGGUGAGACGGCGCUUCACAGAGUGAUUUUAAAUGGAGGACCAGGAAAUGUAUUACAAUUUGUAGGAGAACUCCUGAAAUAUGGUUGCCCGUCAGGCGUGAAAGAAGCUGGCGGUGGUUUAACCGCGCUACACAUAUUAACACGCCAACUAGCUCACGCACAAGGAUCAAAAAAUUUACAUCAUAAUUUUGAAGCAGCUUUAGAAACGCUUGAUUUAUUAGCACGCGCUGGUCCUGUUAAUGCAAAGGACCAUCAAGGUCGCAGCGCACUUCAUAUUUUAGCUUCCUCCACUAUUUUUGACAACAAUCAUAGAACUGAAAUCGAAUCAUUGAUCGAAACGUUGUUGGCUGCUGGCGCGGAUCCAUCACUGAAGAAUGAUAGAGGAGAAACUCCUUUACACGAGUGCCUCGAGUGCGGUGCUUUAAACACCGCGUUUUUACUUAUAUCUCACACGCCAACCGGUAUAAUGUCGCGUUAUGGUGAAACUCCAUUGCACAUUGCCUCUAGAAAAAAUUAUGCUGACAUGGUGGCGAAACUGUUGGAACAUGGAGAAGAUCCUAGUAUACAAGAUGCUGGUGGUAAUACACCGUUGCAUUUAGCCUCUGCAAGAGGUUUUCAUCAAACCGUUUCUUUGUUGGUUACAUCACCCCUUGCACAGCUAGAGAAAUUGAACGUAGAAGGAUUGACUGCCCUCCAAGUAGCCGCAGAAAGUGGCUUUGUUAAUGCAGUACGUCUGUUGUUAAAAGCAGGCGCAGACCCAAGUCAAACAGUCAACUAUUGUACGACGAUUUUUCAUCGCCAUCCUGAUAUUUCCAUUUUAAUAGAUCACGAAUUGAGUAGACGUCGUCAGCUCGCUGCUUAAUUAUUUCUUUAUAUCUGUUUUUACUAAUAGACUGUUGAAUUCAUGGUUAAUCCAAUUAAUCUUCCUUUAUUUUUAUUGAAACAUAAUUUGUAAUAAAAUCUUGAAUUUCGUCAAAAAUUCGAAAGUCAAUUAAUCUGAUGAUUAUAUCGUUAUUCAUUUUUAUAUUGAUAUAAAUAUUUAAUAAAUAUAUAUUUAUAUAAAAAUAUAUUUCAAAAUUAUUGUUAUUGAAAAUGUUCAAAUUUUGAAAUAAAUGACUGUAUUAGAACAUUAUAUCUAUAAUACUAUAGACAAUAUUUUAUGUUUGUAUAGUCUCUGUAUGAUAAUUUUGAGAAUAUCAACUAUAUGACUGUUAUUUUUUCACGCGGCUUAACAAAAUAUUUUUUAUAAAAUUUAAGUACUAAAAUAUAUUAUCUAAUAAAAUUAUAUAAUUUUUUUAUUAAUUUUGGUACAUACAGUGGGGCCCUUUAUAACGCGAGAGAUAUGUUCCAUGUUACAUGAAUUUCGUGUUAUAUGGGGUCCACAGCGCAGGAAAAGAAAAAUUUAAAAUAGAUUCUUACAUAAUAUUAUAAUUCACAUGUACAUAUUCUUCUUUGUUUCUCAAUUGUAGGUACUAGUAUUUGCUUGUUGCUCAAGACUGUCUAGUAUUCAAAUAUGUAAAACUGGGACAGAUAUAAUUAAAAAUGAUAUAUACAUAUGUAUGUAAAUGCCAUAAUUUUUGGCUGUGGAUAAAAGUGCCUUCUAAAGAUUUGUGUGAUAUCAAAACAUGUUCUAAAUAAAGGAAUAAUACCAAUUUAAAUACUGUCUUAUUAAAUAUGCCUUUAACAAUAUGGUUAAUUUAUUAUCAUACAAUAUUACUUUAAAAAAUAAUAAUAGAUUAAUUAAAAUAACAUUACUAUAUAUUUUGUAUACAUUAUAAAUCAUACAUAAACCAUUAAAAAGAAGAAAUAAUAAAAUAAUCAUGUUUUUAUAGUUACUUAUAUACAAUUACGUAUAAAACAAUUUCUAGUUAAUAUUCGUUUAAACAAAGUUUUAUAGUAAAUAUAACGCAAUACAUGUAAACAAAAGUUGCGUAACGACUUUAAAAUACGUAGUUCAAAAUUACUUUAUAUUUCAUGUAAAAUGCAUACAAACAUGACUUUUUUACUUAAGAAAAAUACUAAUUUUAUAUCCUCUAAUUGAAGUUUAAAAUAUAAAAAAGCAUGGAAAGCAAUGUUUCAUCUUAAUAAUGUAUGCUGUUAAUUUUCCGACUCUCAUAUUAUUAAUUAAAAAUAGAGACAGCUAUAUUUUAUUCAAAUAAAUAGCAAUUAGUUGAAACAAAGUUAAAAUUUGGGAAGUGAAUUACUAUGAAAUAAUAAAUAAAACUAUUACGAAUCAUUUUUCCAUACGAGUAUAAAAUGACAGUCGAAGAAUUAAAAUAUUUCACAGCCGUUACAUUCAGUGAAUGUGCACAUUCAGCGUGCUUGCCCAAUUUGUCGUUGCGCCGCACUUAUAAUCUUUUGUCAAUACAUUGUGAUAAUAUCCGACAUUGCACAAUUUUAUAAAUUGCUGUAGAAAAGUUGAUUCCUUUCUUUCAUUCAUUUACUGUUUGAAAUGUCUAAUGCAACGUUUUCUUUGUUUUAAGAAUUAAUUAAGGAUUAGAUCAUGUUUAUUAUUUCAACAAAUUUUGUUGGUCUUUGUUUGAUGGUUAAUGAGUAAUAUUUGUUGCAUGCAAUAAACAGUUACAGAAUA